Molecule: messenger RNA, 1956 nt
Organism: Pseudozyma hubeiensis SY62
Lineage: Eukaryota; Fungi; Basidiomycota; Ustilaginomycetes; Ustilaginales; Ustilaginaceae
Product: threonine dehydratase catabolic
Exons: 1
Coding region: 1-1956 (651 amino acids)
Biological process (GO): L-threonine catabolic process
Molecular function (GO): threonine deaminase activity; pyridoxal phosphate binding
Source: RefSeq, a predicted model, not a curated record
AUGCACUCUGACGCUUGCGAGUCACCAAUCCACGAUCAUCUUCUUGUACGACCCCUCACGACCAUCAACCACCAUCUCAUCUCUUUACGGAACAACAAGAUGGCGGCCACCACUGCCUCUUCAGCAGCGGCCUACCUCUCGGGGCCAUUCCCCUCCGGCCGCGCGCUCACCGAGAACGAUGUCUCCCCUACCGUACCCCCGACCCCAACCUCGGACUCCUCCCCGCCGUCCCACCUCUACACCGACCUCCCACCCCACCUCAUGCAACCAGACAACACCCCGGACUACCUCCGUCUCAUCCUCUCCGCCGAUAUCUACUCGCUCGUCCACCAAACUCCCCUCCAACCCGCAACCAACCUCUCCUCCAAACUUGGCUGCUCCGUCCUGCUCAAGCGCGAGGACCUGCAGCCCGUGUUCUCGUUCAAGCUGCGCGGUGCGUUCAACAUGAUGCAGCAGCUGGACGACGAGCAAAAGUGGAAGGGUGUCAUCGCGUGCUCGGCGGGCAACCAUGCGCAGGGGGUGGCGAUGGCAGGUGCGCAUCUCAAGAUCCCCUGUACGAUCGUCAUGCCAAAGGGGACGCCGGAGAUCAAGACCAAGAACGUCAAGAGGAUGGGAGCCAAAGUGGUGUUGUUCGGACAGGAUUUCGAUGAGGCGAAAGCGGAGUGCACGAGGUUGUCGAAGGCGUACGGGUUGACGAUCAUCCCUCCAUUCGAUCAUCCGAGGGUCAUUGCGGGGCAGGGUACGAUCGGGGUGGAGAUCUGCAGGCAGACGGACAUGUCCCAGGUCGACGCUGUGUUCUGCUGUGUCGGCGGGGGUGGGUUGUUGGCUGGAGUUGCAGCGUACGUCAAACGCAUCGCACCGCCGCACGUCAAGGUGAUCGGAGUCGAGACGUUCGACGCCGACGCCCUCGCCCAAUCCCUCGAGGCGGGCCACCGCGUUCUCCUAAACGAAGUCGGACUGUUCGCCGACGGCACCGCCGUGCGCAUCGUCGGCGAAGAGUGCUUCCGCAUCUGCCGCGACACCGUCGACGGCGUCGUCCGCGUCACCAACGACGAGCUCUGCGCCGCCAUCAAGGACACCUUCGAAGACACCCGUUCCAUCCCCGAACCCUCCGGUGCCCUCGCCGUCGCCGGCAUGAAACGCUACAUCGCCCAGCACAACCUGCAAGGCUCUGGGAAAAAAUUCGUCGCGCUCGUCUCCGGUGCCAACAUGAACUUCGGUCGUCUGCGGUUCGUCGCAGAGAGAGCCGAGUUGGGCGAGAACAGGGAGGCGCUGUUGAGUGUGGAGAUCCCGGAGGAACCGGGUGCGUUUUUGAAGCUGCACAACCAUAUCAAUCCGAGGAUGGUGACCGAGUUCAGCUAUCGGUAUGGGGAUCGGGAGAGGGCGCAGAUUUUGCUGUCGUUCAUGUUGGAUGGUGCCAAGGCGAGUCCAGUGGGAGAAAGUCAGUCGACGGGAGCGGUACCUGUUCCGGAGAACAUCACCCCAGCCACAACCGGUGCAGCGGAAGCGCUGUCCUCCUCGACCGCAUCGCUCUCCGACUCGCAACCGCUCGCAGCAUCCACCCAGUCGUCCAGCAGCGAACUCUCCUCCAUCCUCUCCGCCCUCACCGCCGACGGAAUGACGCCCAUCGACUUGUCCGGAGACGAAGUGUCCAAGUCCCACUUGCGCUACCUCGUCGGCGGCAAGACGCGCGUCCCCAACGAACGCAUCUUCCGCUUCGAGUUCCCCGAACGACCCGGUGCGCUGCGCAAGUUCCUCGUAGGCAUGCAGAGCGGCUGGAACGUCAGCCUCUUCCACUACCGAAACCACGGCGCGGAUAUGGGCAAGAUCCUGCUCGGUAUACAGGCUCCCGAGCAGGACGCGCUUGCGUUGGAGAGGUUCUUGCACGAUCUUGGCUAUCAGUACCACGAGGAGACGAAUAACCCCGUGUUGAGGAGGUAUCUGGGCUCGGAUUAG